Pungitius pungitius (ninespine stickleback) is the source of this 5567-nucleotide messenger RNA. RefSeq names its product lisH domain-containing protein ARMC9. Gene Ontology annotation, molecular function: protein binding. The transcript has 25 exons. Gene Ontology annotation, biological process: cilium assembly. The record is from RefSeq and is a predicted model, not a curated record. Bases 283 to 2832 code for a protein of 849 amino acids. NCBI's taxonomy places the organism in Eukaryota, Metazoa, Chordata, Actinopteri, Perciformes, Gasterosteidae. Gene Ontology annotation, cellular component: centriole; ciliary basal body; ciliary tip.
UGCCUCUGCUUUCCAGCAUGCAUUUUCCAACAGCUUGGUUGCUAGGUGUUUUAGCGUCCUAUCUGUGUACGGUUGCUAACUAAUGGCUAGUUAAACAAUAUGGUCAGCGAAGCCCAUAAGCCUCGUCUAUAAUGAAUUGUAAACGUUGUAGUCGCGGACGAACACCCUGAAAGCGACAACACUCCAUAUUCACGAAUGUGUGCCAAAAGGCUUUGCAGAAUGCUCGAUGGACAUACCUGAGAUAUUUGAUGAGUGGAUAUUUGAAAAGUUUCGGUCACUCACAUGAGUUCCAGGGGGACAAACAAGAUGGGAGACAUCCUGGCAACAGAAGCCGAUCUUCUAGGGAUGAUCAAGGAGUACCUUAAGUUUCAGGAAUUUGAGGAAACUGUUGACUGUUUUGACAAGGAGUGCAAAAGCAAAGGCAAGCUCAUCUCCAAACCUCAUGUAAAUACCGUCAGAAACUCAAAGAUUACCAGCAUUCAGAAAGACCUUCUUAGUUCUUUUGAUGAUGGAGAUCCCAAAGUGUUCUUUGAACUGUGGACAGAGAAUAUUCCCUCUGAGAUAAAAGACACAGACACCGAAGCCCAGAGCCUGGAGUUCUACCUUCACAUCCACUUCACUAUCUACCCACUGAGGAGGCACCCGGGUAGAGACGACCGAGCUGCAUUUGAGGAGAGGAUUUCCCACUUUAAACGGUACCUGGAGACUCGGGGAGCAGCACUCAGUCAGACCGCAGAGUUUCUCCCUUAUUACGCCUUGCCCUUUGUUCCCGACCCCACUGUCCACCCCUCCUUCAAAGAUCUUUUCCAGGAUUCCUGGAUACCACAGUUGAAGGAUAAGCUGGAGCGAUUUCUGUCUGGGACACUGAAGCCGUCCAACACCCCAAGGCUGCUGAGUUUAUAUAAGGAGGGAGGGAGUGCUAAAGAGGCCAUGCAGCAGUUGCACCUCCAACUAAUUGAAUCGGACCGGCGCAUCACUAGCUACGUGCGCAAGUUACACAAGAUGCAGGCCGACCAUCACAACCUGAUCGGAAUCAGCGCCGAGCUGGUCGACUCUUUGGAGGCCACCGUCAGUGGAAAAAUGAUCUCCCCCGAGUACCUGCAGAGUGUGUUUGUUCGCCUGUUCAGCAGCCAGAUGAGGCAGAGCGUGGUGCAGAGCACUGACUUCACCAGGCCUGGCACCGGAUAUUACUCUAUGAGUCCCUAUGAUGAUGGCUAUGCCUCCUCGAUGCUACGAGCAUCCAUCGCGCCACAGAAAUCCAGGGAGGUGCCAAUGCUGCCCUCAGUGGACUACGACAAGCUGAAGGAAGACCUGGUCGACGGCUCAGACCGACUCAAGGCCCUGCUGCUCCAGGCGCUGCGCUGGAGACUGACUCGCUCCCUCCCUGGUGAACAGAGAGACACAGUACUUCAGGCCUUUAUCAGCAACGACCUGCUGGAGCGCUACAGCACAAAACAGAAAACUUUGCUUCAAUUGAUGAGAUCGAAGAACGAGAUUGUCCGGCAAUACAUGGCUCGUCUCAUCAAUGCGUUUGCUUCCUUAGCAGAAGGUCGGGUUUACCUCUCCCAUAUCCCCGUUCUUCUGAAACUUCUGAUAGAGGCGCUCAAGACGGAGGAUAAAGACUCUCUGACGAGAGAGAAUGUGCUGGUGGCGCUGCAGAAGCUUAGCCUCAGGAGGAGCCAGCAGACUGCCAUGAUAGCAGCCAAUCUGAUUGGCUGGCUGGUAGAUGAGCUGCAGGACUCCGACUGCCUGAGUGACUACACCCUGCAGUAUGCUGCCGCUCUGCUCAUGAACCUGUGUCUGCGGACAAAAGGAAAAAGGAAGUGUGCAGAAAAUGCCAGGCAUGUGCUAAAGGUUCUAACUGACGUCCUUGGCCAUGAGAACCAUGAGAUUCGACCAUAUGUGAACGGAGCUCUGUACAGUAUCCUGUGUAUUCCCUCUGUGCGACAGGAAGCAAAAGAGAUGAGUGUGGAGGAGAUUCUCCACUGUUACAGCAAAGAGGAGAACCCAGACCUCAACAGACAGAUUGGUUUCAUCAUUAAACAGCUAAACUCAGCGGAAGAAGAGGGACCAGAGUCAGAUGAUGAGGAAGAUGAGGACGACAAUGAUGAAGACCUAAUGGAGGCAGACCUCGAUGCAGAAGAAGUCCUCCAACCACAGCCCAGGGAACCGUCUGGGGAGAGUCUGCUCACUACAGAGUACCUGGGAAUUAUGACCAACUUGGCGAAAGUGAAGAGGAAGUCAACCCCUCUGUCCCAACAGAGUGCUGACGAACCCCUACAACGGCCAGUCACGCCCAGCUCUCACCGUCAGUUCAACGCAGUGGAUUAUCGGUCCGACGGUCGAGGUAUUGAGGGUAACAGGGAAUUCCCCUUUAGCAGACAGAAGAGCGAGGAAGGAAGCCUGCCUCCUUCUCGAUACUACUCCCGACCUCCUACACGCUCCGGCAGUCGCCCCAGCACUGCUGACUCCCUACGCCACAGUGUCGACUCAGAGUGCGGCCGGUUGUCCCAGGAGUCAGAGUUGGACGGGCCAUUCGAGGGGCAAUCCAGAAAAAGUUGUUCCCAGGAGGAACACAACGGACAGUCUGGCAGUGAUUAUGUCCCUGCAUUUACAAGCCAGCCCAAGACUCCCCGCACACCUGACUCAGCACCCGGCCAGAGCGUGGGGUCUCCCCGGGCUCGAGGCCCACCGCUGGCCCCCAAGUUCUCCACCUCGGAGCCUCAGCAGAGCAGCCGGCCGGGCUCCGCAAGCUCCACAGGUGAAAGGAUACAACAAGGUGGAAGUAAGCACAUGCACGCAUGUUGUUUCUGGUUGGACUGUCCAACAUAACAGGAAAUAGAUGUAGACAUUAAUCAAUAACAGGCCGAGUUGUUCAUUUAGGGGGUAUAACGUGAUUAUGCCGAUUAUUACGUGGUAUUCGGGAUCACAAUAAAACUCUCUGCCGGUCUCACUGAUUUAAAAUCCUGGAUAUAUUUUGAAUUUUCCUGCUCUCUUUGAAAAAAACUGAAAUAACAUGAAAGAAGACAAAAGUGGAAUAUACUAUGAGAAGACAUAUCAGGUUCUGGUUGCUGUGGAGCACACUUUAGUUACACAUUGUGAUUCAGUAGUUUCAUAUAGGAUUUUGAUAGUAUCAUUUUGUUAGCAGUACAUACAUGACUUGAAAAACAGUAGGAAAUUAGUUUUAAUCUGGCCAUAUGUAUUAUCUCCGCAUCUUAAACUUAUAACUUGAGUCACUGCAGUGAGGAGGGCCUGAACCGCUGCUCUGAUGCUUUUAGUUGGGGUGAUAGCAUCUCCCCAUGCUCUCAUGCAUCUUAACUCCAUUUGAUAAGCGAUUACCUCUGGCUCUUACCCCGGCUGCCCUUACCAUGAAGCCUGCAAUAGGGCCUAAUGGUUUUCCCAAACCCGCACAUCUUCCUGUGUGUGUUGUACUUUCAAGGUCUGGCAAGUGUCAGAUAUUUAUUGAUUUUUAUGAGUCACUUAAUUGUAGCUCCACUUAAAGGCCACUAAGCAGGCGCACAUGACAAGGCAAACUAAAUAAGUACACUUUUAUUGGGAGCAUCUUAGCUUAAAUGGGUAUGUUCCCUGCUAGCUCCCUGCAGUUUUUUUCUCUUUUCUUUGGGUCUUUUCAAUAUAUUUUUUUUCACUUCGAUCCAGUUGCUGCGGACUGUCAGGUGUUAUUAUGACUGAUGUUUUCAGCUUAGCCGAGUCUGGCCAACCACAUGCUGAGACAGGCCCACUUUUGUAUAACACAUCCGUUGUGACUGACAGAGACACUCCUUUAGAACGAGGGAUAGAAGAGGCUUUUUUUCUAGCUGACCACCCACUCAGCCAGCUCAAACAAGGAGGGGAGCUGCCACUGCAUCGCCACAUUGAGAGGACGGAAAAUGACUGCAUUAUCCUUCCCCAGUCCUGUUGACAAGGCCGACAUCACGUGAUGACAGUUCUCUGUUAUGUUGCCGUGCUGCAGUGUCUUCGGAUUGUCACUUUGGAGUGAAAGAAAUAAGAUAUUAGGUUUUCUUUUCUCCCAAAUAGGAAGGAAAUUAUAGAACGGAACCAAAACCUUGGAUUUUAAGUUAUUAUCAGGAUGAUAACCAAUCUUAAACCGGAUUACCUAAGCUAAAAGGAAUUGAAAAAUAUAGUUUUACUGUCAAAUAAUGUUUGAAUAAUGACUAAUAAAGGUGUUUUUUAGAUUAUUUAGCUGAAGGGAGGAAAACAAACAAGUUCAAGAGUUAGCACUGGUAGCUGCUGGCACUGGUAGCUGUUAGCACGGGUAGCAGCUAGCACUGGUAGCUGUUAGCACGGGUAGCAGCUAGCACUGGUAGCUGUUAGCACGGGUAGCAGCUAGCACUGGUAGCUGUUAGCACUGGAAGCUGCUAGCAUUGGUAGCUGCUAUCACUGGUAGCUGUUAGCACUGGUAGCUGUUAGCACUGGAAGCUGCUAGCAUUGGUAGCUGCCAGCCAUGUUUAGAGCGCAGUCAAAAUAGGACUGUUCUUCACCAUCUCUUUUCCCCCAACCCCACAUCCCUCCUUCUUUCAGGCAGCCUGUUGAACAGGAGGUGAAAAGAGAGCUAUUCCCAUGGAGGAGCCCUAUCUUCCCGGGGGCUUCAUGCUUCCUGUAACAUCAUCCAUGUUGUGAACAGGGUCAGGGCGACAGAGAUGGCCGAGGAUCAGCAGCAGCGGGAGUAGUCGCUCAAACAAUGCAAAGCAUUGUGCCCCUCCAUUUUUUUUCUUCCCCCAUUUGGCCUCACCACAGACUUGGAACAUGAUAUAGACAAUAACCACAACCCCCAGCCGUCCAACCCUGUGCAACUUUCUCCACGCUCAUCAAGGUGAUGGUGGGCACACCUAAAUAGGUGCAACAUCCUCCAGCUAUAAAAAGAAUAGUCAAGAGGCGGGUAAUCUAACUUGGAAGAAUGGCCAGUCUUAAAGUAAAUCUACAAUAUUUUUUAUGUUCAAUAUGUUUUUGCCUAGUUUUAACCACUCAAGAACUGGCAGGAAUGUUUCCGGUUAUCUGACAGAACUAGACAGAGAGAUUCAAUGUAUAUCAUCAUUUUUCUGUUAAUAUCCCAUAGGAUAUUGCAUUGGAAAUCAUGAAGGGAAACUACUCCUUUGUCUUUGAAUUUAUUGUACAGAUAUUAAAAACAUUGUUUUUUUUCAGUUUUCAUCUUGAUUACAUUAAUCUGAAACCUUAGCUUUUCACUACGUACUGUAUAUUUAUAUUUUUGACUGGUUGAAAAUAUCGAUCCACAUGAACGAAUAAUUGUACAGGCUUCGCUUCAAAUGAAAAGGCAUUAUUUCAUAUCAGAGUUGCUGCUCUCGUUUGACUUAUGCUUUAGGAUGUGUUAAGAGACAGACGUGUCGUCAGUCCGGUAGUGUUUUUGUUGUUGUUUGUAAUAUUUAAUAGAUAAGUGUUUAUUGCUAUUAACAUACACAGCAAUCCCCACAUCAGACAAAAAACAACUUUGUGAACAUCUUUUUGUUUUCCAGCAUUGAAGUUGUAUUUGUAAUUUGAUAGUAAUUCAUUUGAUUACUGUUUGUUGUUUUAAAUAAAUUUGUGACAUGUCA